Molecule: messenger RNA, 1620 nt
Organism: Trichophyton benhamiae CBS 112371
Lineage: Eukaryota; Fungi; Ascomycota; Eurotiomycetes; Onygenales; Arthrodermataceae
Exons: 3
Coding region: 1-1620 (539 amino acids)
Biological process (GO): protein dephosphorylation
Molecular function (GO): protein serine/threonine phosphatase activity
Source: RefSeq, a predicted model, not a curated record
AUGAUCUUUAGAAACCUAUCUUUGGCUUUUGCUUCGAGUCUUGUUGCCACGGGAGCGUGGUAUGCCUACACUGGAGGGUCUGAACCCAGCGCUGUAUCUGGAACCAGCACAACGUUAUCCAGUCCUAUCCACACCGCGUCAAAUGCAGCAAUAACUUCGGCAUCAUCCUCAGGAGUCCAGGUGGAAAGUGACAAAUUCUAUACUACUGCUAGUGUUGAUCAACCAGUCUCGAAACGGACAGAUAACUCGGGAGAGCGAGUCGUGGGGAUGCUUACGCCUGAGCAAGCCACGGAACGACUUCGACGAAAUGAGGAAUCCUAUUUCAUCGGGCGUGGAUCCGGUGUUGUCCGUUACGAUGUAGUCCAGCUUCCUAGCAACGAUCCUAUUGAAGACGAUCAUGCCGAAAAGGUGGUAGAAGUACCGAACUCUGUUGCAGCAACUGACAAUGGGGCCCCAACAAGUGACUGGAACUUUUGGGGCGUCUUUGAUGGCCAUGCUGGAUGGACCACAUCUGCGAAACUCAGACAGACUCUGAUUUCCUAUGUUGCUCGCGAGCUUAAUGCCACUUAUAAGUCGGCUGCUACCAACCCAUCUUUCCCCUUCCCAAGCCCAGAAGCGAUUGAUGCCGCUAUAAAGACCGGAUUCCUGCGACUUGAUCAUGAAAUUGUGAUCGAAAGCGUGGAAAAAGUUGUCAAGGCUAACUCUAAAACUGUUGCUGCCGAACUUCUUGCUCCGGCUCUGUCUGGGUCAUGCGCUCUUCUUGCAUUCUAUGACAGCAGGUCAAAGUUGGUACGCGUUGCUUGUACUGGUGACUCUCGGGCUGUUCUAGGACGUCGGUCGCCAAGCGGUAAAUGGUCAGCCAUACCACUGUCUGAAGACCAAACUGGGGGCACGGAAUCUGAAGCCAAACGUUUGCGCGCCGAACACCCCGGGGAGGACAACGUUGUCCGGAAUGGGAGAAUUCUCGGAGGUCUCGAACCUAGUCGAGCUUUCGGUGAUGCCGCAUAUAAAUGGCAGCGUAAAACACAAGAGAAAAUUAAACGGCACUUCUUCGGACGGACUCCUAACCAGCUCUUGAAAUCGCCGCCUUAUGUUACUGCGGAGCCAAUUAUCACAACUACCAAAAUUGACCCUUCUAAAGGUGAUUUUUUGGUACUGGCUACAGAUGGCUUGUGGGAAAUGCUAAGUAAUGAAGAAGUUGUUGGCCUGGUUGGGCAGUGGAUUGAACAUCAAAAGUCCGGUGGAAAGGAUGGUAUGGGAAACUGGAUGAAGAGCUGGUUCAGCAGUAACGGAUCUUUGCCUGUCGAGAUGGACUCGAAGGAAAAGCAAUCCGGGCAGAGAUUACCCAUCCGUCAAGUUCAAUAUGAGAUUCCCCAGGAUACCAACCGUUUCGUAGUAGAAGACAAGAACGCAGCAACUCACUUGAUUCGAAAUGCUCUAGGGGGCAAGAAUAGGGAACUUGUUUGCGCUCUUCUUACCCUUCCCAGCCCCUACGCGCGAAGAUACCGCGAUGACCUAACAGUCGAAGUGAUCUUCUUCGGUGAAGGUGAAAACAACGGCUCAGUCAGCGUGAACCAGGACGCUAGUGCUUCAAUACACAAGAUACCCCCCAGGCUAUAA